AUGUCUAGCGGCACCUCCACCCGCUCGCUGCACGCGGACGACGUGCUGAACCUCGUCUCCGAUGUCGCUCCCCCAAUGCAUGUGGCCACCACCUUCCGCUAUCCAAAUGACCCGGCCGCCCUAGUCCCGGCCGCCGACAUUGCCAACUCUGGAACUCCAGACCCAACCUCCCACAUCUACUCCCGCCUCUCAGCCCCAAACCCAACCCGCUUCGAAACAAUCCUCUCCUCCCUCUGCGCCGGCCAAACGAUCGCCUACUCAUCCGGCCUCUCCGCGCUGCACGCAGCCCUCACCCUCCUAAAUCCACGCCACAUCUCCGUCGGCGAAGGCUACCACGGCUGCCACGGCGUCAUCGCCCUCUUCACUCGCACAACUGGCCUGAAAAAACUCCCCUUGGACUGCGCCGCAUCCGCCCUGCAAAAGGGAGACGUAAUCCUCCUCGAAACACCUGUCAACCCCAAAGGAACCGCCUUCGACAUAGCCCACUUCGCGGAGAAAGCACACGCCCGCGGCGCCGUCCUCAUCGUCGAUAGCACGUUCGCUCCACCCGGUCUGCAGCAGCCGUUUGAUUUUGGCGCGGAUGUUGUUAUGCAUUCUGGCACGAAGUAUUUUGGUGGUCACAGUGAUUUGCUUUCUGGGGUUCUGGUUACUAGGAACAGAGAGUGGUAUGAGCAGCUUUAUAAAGAUCGUGUUUUUCUGGGCAGUGUUAUGGGGAAUAUGGAGUCCUGGCUUGGGGUGCGGAGUCUGCGUACGUUGGAAGUGCGCGUGCAGAGACAAAGUGCCAAUGCGUCAAAUCUGGUUUCUUGGCUGCAUACUGCCCUGCACACGCCUAAUCCCAGUCCGGACAGCGUCGAAGCAGCGGUACAAUCUGUUCUGGAAGAAGUGUACCACGCUUCUAUCCAACAGACGGAGGGUGACUGGCUGAAGAAGCAGAUGCCGAAUGGAUUCGGACCCGUGUUUUCCAUUACAAUGAAGACUGAGCGAGCUGCGCGCUAUUUGCCGAGUAAAUUGCACUUCUUUCAGCAUGCGACUAGUCUGGGGGUUGUUGGAUUGGAGAAUUGGGAGGAUCUCAAGUCGGAUCUUGUUGGUGCGUUUAGGGAGUUGGCGAAGGAGUCGAAGGAGUGA
Messenger RNA from Penicillium argentinense, 1125 nucleotides. Its product is annotated as cystathionine gamma-synthase. NCBI's taxonomy places the organism in Eukaryota, Fungi, Ascomycota, Eurotiomycetes, Eurotiales, Aspergillaceae. The record is from RefSeq and is a predicted model, not a curated record. Bases 1 to 1125 code for a protein of 374 amino acids. Gene Ontology annotation, biological process: transsulfuration. The transcript has 3 exons. Gene Ontology annotation, molecular function: carbon-sulfur lyase activity; pyridoxal phosphate binding. Gene Ontology annotation, cellular component: cytoplasm.